Messenger RNA from Neofelis nebulosa (Clouded leopard), 2027 nucleotides. RefSeq lists its product as uncharacterized. The record is from RefSeq and is a predicted model, not a curated record. The transcript has 3 exons. The coding region runs from base 130 to 822 and encodes 230 amino acids. Lineage: Eukaryota; Metazoa; Chordata; Mammalia; Carnivora; Felidae.
GGCUCGGCCGGUUAGCUCAGCGGCGGCGUCUGGAAGAUCCCGCAGCCGCAGACCGCUGGCGCGUGUCCCUGGAAGUCAACCGCUCCGCCUCCGAGGAGCCGACCGUCGAGAGCGAGGAAUGCGUAGUGGAUGGAAGAUCACUGGCAAGCUCGAAGAGAGGGGUCCUCUGGGGAGUAUCUCCGUGAUUCUGGAGGAGAGGAUGCACAGCCUGAGCUUCAGCGGGACGGAGGAAGCAACGCAGAAGUGACCGUUGGAGACCUGAGUGCGGCAAAGAUGUUCAGGAAUCAUGUACCUGGAUGUAAAGGCCCGGAUGGCGCGAAGUGUGGCUGGAUGGGCAUGGCAGCUCGUGACGCGCCGCCCGGCGGCCUUGGGCGCCCAGGGCCAGCUCCCGACUGCGGGUUCGCACCCACGCUUCCUUCCUGGAGCGUCAUAGGCCGCACCGCGAUGGGACUCAGUGGGCAGGAGGAGCGGAGGUGCCGGGUGACAGGAGCAGUUCUAGCUAAGCCAGAAACCUCGGGUGAAGAGAUCAAAGCCCAGGUGGAGGUGGACGGGCCAAUCCCGCCGCCGCUAGCUAGUCCCCCAACCGCUCCCAAGCACCGCGCGGGACAGCAAAGCCGGUGCGCUUGGGCGAAAGCGUCCCCGACGCGGUCUCCGGCCCCGUGCAGCUCCUGGAUGGGCCUUUGCUCAUCACACCACAUCCGCUCCCCGGGCCGCGGCCGGACAGCCCCGCUUAGCCCCCCAGGCCAUCGAUCAGUCUUGGAAGUGCCCGCGAGGUCAUCCGCACAACAAAGGCGGCCCCAAGCGGCGCCUUCUGUCUUGUAAAUAUAGGGUCCCGCCCCCAGGCAAAGUGGAGCCCCUGGUACCAGCAGCCGAGGCACCAGCCCCCACUCCGCACCCCUCCCCCACAACUCCGGAGCGCUUUCAUUUGAAAUGUUAAUGUUUUGAAGCUUCCUUCUAGGCCCGGAUCUGCGUCUUUGAAAACCGGCUGAAACCUCUGGGAUUAAUAAACAAACCGGCAUUCGGCCUGGGUGGGAACAGGGUAAACAUUUGUAGGUCUAAAAGAGAGAGGCAGGAGUGCGUAGACAAACGCGGUAAAUUAUUACACAGCCCUGGCCACUCGCUUUAAAAAGACUGCUUUGUGCACCGAUACCAGGAUUUGGAGUUUUCCCAAUCAAGAGACCCUUAUUUGCACGCUCCAGGCCGAGGACCCCGGCGGCGCUGCCUUCCGCCCCCUCCUGGCACUGAGGAAUCCAGGUCACAGGUGGAGCACCGGCUGGGCCGCGCUCGGGCGGAGCCAAGCCCAGGCCCCGCCCAGGUCCUCCUAGGCUGGAACCCGGCCCGCAGCUCCUUAGCCAGGCGGCCGCUAGGGCUCAGGUAUCCUCGGGUAGCCCUGACCACCGCGAGGCUGGGUUUCUCUGGCCGGGCGGCCUUAGCGUAACUCGCUCGGCUACUGCGCCUGCGGAGGACACAAAAGGGUGUCACAGCGGGUGCUUUUCAAAAGCCUUGGCGUGAGUUUCCCUGUACACAUUCGAUAGUUGGUCAGGGUUAUUGCCAAAAUCUUAUCAAGUCGGGUUCCUUGCCCAGCCCAGCUGCUAACGAUGAUAAUGGUGCCCGCGGUCACUUUGGGAGGAGGGCUGACAUUCUGCCAUGCACUGUUCGAAGCUCUGCGCGUGGAGUAACCUGUGAUGAGAUGACACAAGCCAUCAACUUGCUUCUUUCUAGAAUGGGAACAUCACGUACUCUCCACUCAUCCUCGCAGGGAGAGAGCAAAUUGGGGCAUGUGCCCCCGCUGGAUAUGGGGUCCCAAUUGUGCACGUAUGACCCCACGUGCCCGGGAAUCAUGUGUGCUGGGGAGGGGCUGUGGAGGUGACCAGGGCACCACUGUGGUUCUGGAACGCAGCCAGGUCCCCACAAUUCCCGAACUUCAGAAUUCUUUAAUCCACUAAAUCCUCCCAGGCACAGCCUGGCCUUCCAAAAGCUUUUGCCUGGAGCUGGGCAAACCCAAUAAAGGAAUGAUCAUUUUUCAA